Octopus bimaculoides (California two-spot octopus) is the source of this 1292-nucleotide messenger RNA. Its product is annotated as fatty acid hydroxylase domain-containing protein 2. NCBI's taxonomy places the organism in Eukaryota, Metazoa, Mollusca, Cephalopoda, Octopoda, Octopodidae. The record is from RefSeq and is a predicted model, not a curated record. Gene Ontology annotation, molecular function: iron ion binding; oxidoreductase activity. Gene Ontology annotation, biological process: lipid biosynthetic process.
GUUGUAAUCCCAAACAUUGUCAUGUGAUCAGUAGCUGCUUCCAACUUCAUGAGACAUAGUCACGUGACUAAGUGGUGAAUUUGUUUAUUGUUAUUAUUUCGUUUCUGCUGCACAGGGGAAAGCACAUCGGAACACUUGGCACUUGGCACGUAAGUUGAAUUUUUCUGACCAAAAUUUACAGCCAAAAAAAGAUUUUUAUCUUUACAGAACAAUGGCUGAUUGUAACACAAAACCUGGUCCCUGUAUCGCGAAGAAAACUCCUGGGGGUCAUCCAGCAGAGAAAAUGAAUUAUUUACAACUUUUUGAGUCUGUAAAGAAAGCUGCUUUUGUUGUUGGCACUGCUUUGCUUGUAUUUGCUGCAGCUAGGAACACUAUUACAUGGCACAUGCAAAGAUUUUGGGGUGCUUCUGGAGACUUUUGGCAAACAACAUGGAACAACAUCUUUAGUUUGUUCAAUGAAGAUGAAAUGUUAGUUGGUGUUGUAGGAACAACUCUGUUUACGUUUACGGUAUUUUGGUUGGCAAACAGUUUUCUUAUAUUUUUGGAUGUCACUGGUAUGCCUUCGUCAUUGUUGCGCUACAAAGUCCAGCCUGAUAAAAAUACCCCGCUUGCAAUGAAGGAUUUGAAGAAAAUUUGUCUGAGAGUUUUGUUUAACCAAACAAUUGUUGCCCUGCCAAUGAGCUUUUGUACUUGCUUAGUUAUGAAAUGGAGAGGAUGUCCUGUUAGUGGAGACCUGCCAACAUUUCAGUGGGUUCUCUUGGAAAUUGCCGUAUUCACUCUUAUUGAAGAACUGGGAUUUUACUACUCCCACAGACUUCUGCAUCACCCAGCCUUAUACAAAUACAUUCACAAGAUACAUCAUGAAUGGACUGCUCCAGUUGGCCUUGUAUCUGUCUAUGCUCACCCACUUGAACACGUUAUGAGUAACAUGCUGCCACCAGUUCUUGGACCCAUCAUUAUGGGAUCUCAUCUGGCAACAUCUUGGCUGUGGUUCGCUCUGGUUUUGCUGUCCACCACUGUAGCACACAGUGGUUAUCAUUUCCCCUUUCUCCCAUCACCUGAAGCUCAUGAUUUUCAUCACCUCAAGUUCAACCAAAACUAUGGCAUUCUUGGAGUCCUUGAUCGUCUUCAUGGCACCGAUAAUCUGUUCCGUGCCAGUCCUGCAUAUGAGCGCCACAUUCUUUUGCUUUCUAAGGUACCCAUGUCUGUGCAGUACCCUGAUUCUUCACCUAAGAAAUCAACCAAGAAUGAGGAGAAAACUGAAUAAAUAAAUAAAUUAAUUAAAAAAAAAA